Carassius auratus (goldfish) is the source of this 3150-nucleotide messenger RNA. Its product is annotated as protocadherin gamma-A11-like. Gene Ontology annotation, biological process: homophilic cell-cell adhesion. Bases 342 to 2774 code for a protein of 810 amino acids. The transcript has a single exon. NCBI's taxonomy places the organism in Eukaryota, Metazoa, Chordata, Actinopteri, Cypriniformes, Cyprinidae. Gene Ontology annotation, cellular component: plasma membrane. The record is from RefSeq and is a predicted model, not a curated record. Gene Ontology annotation, molecular function: calcium ion binding.
GAUUUUUUGCAAGGUUUACCGAACUUUUAGUUUGACAGAUCAUUUGCGUCCUGCUCUGAUAAGUUCGAAACAAACUAUUGCAAUUCUUAGUUAAGGCUCGUAGGGCCGCUGUUGAUCAACACAACACAACGCAGUCCAUAUGUCAGACCUAUCCACAAAAUCCGGUGAUGUCAGAGAACAGCAUAAUAAAGCCUGAUGUCUCGAAACAAUUACUUUGUUGGAUGUACUGCAGAUAUAUAUCCUGAUCUUAUUUUAGUUUUCUUGUCGGGGCUGGGGUUUUACGUGUAACAUCCUUAUUUUGUAAUAAAUCCGUCUGAUCUUAAGGGUCUAAAGGACGGGAAAUGGCCAGCUUUGUAAUGUGGCACGCUGCAGCGGUUUUAAUGAUCCUGUUUCGAUACUCGGUGAGAGGGCAGAUCAGCUAUUCCAUUCCAGAAGAAAUACCAAAAGGGUCGAUCGUUGGAAAUAUUUCCCAAGGCUUGGGUUUGGAUUUAAAAAGACUGAAGUCAGGGAAGGCGCGCAUAUUUGCUGGAGACAAUAACAAAUUCGUCGGACUGAAUAAAGAGAAGGGCAUACUUCUCACUGAGGAGAAAAUAGACCGCGAGGCUCUUUGUGCUAAAACGACUCCAUGUGCUUUACACCUUCAGCUGAUUUUGGAAGAUCCAAUGGAAUGGUAUGAUGUCACAGUGGAAAUCAUCGACAUAAAUGAUAAUGAUCCGAGUUUUCCUAAAGGUGAGAUUACAUUUGAAAUAAGCGAGUCUGCUGUAGUCGGAGCCAGAUUCAUGUUGGAAAAUGCGAUCGAUCUGGAUGUCGGAUCUAACAGUCAAUUGAGUUAUUUACUGAAACCGACAGAUCAUUUUGUAUUAAGUUUUCAAAGUCAAACGGAUGGCGACAGAAACAUGGAGAUGGUGCUGCAAAAGGCUCUAGACCGUGAAAACAAAGAGCAGUUGACCUUGUUGUUAACGGCAAUAGAUGGAGGUGAGCCUCAGCUGACCAGCACUGUGCGAAUAAACGUAACUGUGCUAGAUAUUAAUGACAAUCCUCCUGUGUUCAAUCAAAGAGUGUACAAAGCCUCUCUUCCUGAAAAUACACCUAAAAACACUGUUAUCACGUCCGUCAGCGCUUCUGAUGCUGAUGAGGGCUCGAAUGCAAUUAUAACUUACUACAUGUCAAGCACUGGAGAUGUAAAUGAUUUAUUCAUGGUUGAUGGACGAAGCGGGAAAAUAAUCUUAAAAGGCUCAGCUGACUUUGAAAAGGCAAGUCGUUAUCAACUUAACAUGCAAGCACGUGACCAAGGAGGACUGUCUGAUUCAUGUAAAGUUAUAAUUGAUCUCACUGAUAUAAACGAUAACAAACCAGCAAUAAGCAUUGUUUCUAUGUCAAACUCAAUAUCAGAGGAGUCUAGACCUAGCACUGUUGUUGCAAUGCUAAAUGUAAAUGAUCUUGACUCUGGGUUGAAUGGCCAGGUUCACUGCUACAUUAAUGAUAAUAUUCCAUUUGCUAUUGCGUCUUCCAGCAGUUUCUUUAGCUUGCAAACAGAGCAGGAACUGGAUAGAGAGAGAGAAGCUCAGUACAAUAUCAGUGUAAUAUGUACUGAUGAGGGAGUGCCAGCGCUCUCCAGCAGUGUCUCUCUCCGUGUGCAAAUAUCAGAUGUGAAUGACAAUGCUCCUAUCUUUGAGAAAAGUAACUAUGAGGCAUGUGUGCUGGAGAAUAACACACCUGGUCUCUCUAUAUUUACAAUUAAAGCCAGUGAUGCUGAUUGGAACCAGAAUGCCCGUGUUUCUUAUAUUCUAGAAGACAGCACUGUUAAUGGAGUCUCUGUCUCAUCGUAUGUGUCAAUUCAUCCUGACAGCGGACUGAUUACAGCUGUGCGCUCUUUCGACUAUGAACAACUCAAAGAUUUCCACUUUCAGGUAAAAGCACAAGAUGGAGGCUCUCCUCCACUCAGCAGUAACGUGACAGUGAAAAUAAUUGUUCAAGAUCAGAAUGACAACGCUCCUCAGGUUCUGUAUCCAGUACAGACCGGUGCUUCUGUGGUGGCUGAGAUUGUGCCUCGUGCUGCAGAUGUUGGAUAUCUGGUCACUAAAGUGGUGGCUGUUGAUGUGGACUCUGGACAGAAUGCCUGGCUCUCCUAUAAACUACAGAAAGCUACAGACAAAGCGCUGUUUGAAGUGGGUUUACAGAAUGGAGAAAUAAGAACUGUGCGACAAGUGACUGAUAAAGAUGCUUUCAAACAAAAACUGACUGUUGUUGUGGAAGAUAACGGACAGCCGUCUCGCUCAGCUGUGGUCUCCAUUAACGUGGCUGUGGCUGACAGCUUUCCUGAAGUGCUGUCAGAGUUCACAGGCUUUACGCAUGAAAAACACUAUGACAAGAAUCUGACCUUUUAUUUAGUUCUCGCACUGGCUGCUGUUUCUUUCUUAUUUAUCACAUGCGUGGUUGUCAUAAUAUCAGUUAAGGUCUACAGAUGGAGGCAAUCUCGCUUCUUAUUACAGUCUAAACUGCCUGUUAUUCCAUACUAUCCACCGCAUUACGCAGACACAGGAGUCACUGGAACUCUGCCGCACAGGUAUAAUUAUGAAGUGUGUAUGACAACUGACUCGAGGAAGAGUGACUGCAUGUUUUCUACACUGGGUGGGAAGAAUGUCUUAAUGGUGGACCCGAGUUUCGCUGAAACUAUGAGUCACACAAUCAAGAAAAAUAGUUCUAUCGACGAUCUCCAGUCAACAGAUCCGGUAAGAAAGUUUUGGAAACAAUUAUUCUUUAUUUACUUUUAAAUGAAUAAGGUAUCGUAGCACCUAUCAUGUUGACUAUUUAACACACAAAUGUAUAAAAACACUUGUAAGGACUCUGAAAUUAUCUGGAAGUCUAAAUGUUAAUAUUAUUCAGCUUUAUAUACAAUAUUAACUAAUACUUGUUAUAUUUAUAACAUACUCAGCAUAGAUGCAUAUACUUGUUUUUUUCCCCUGUGGUGUAUAUUAAAACAACAGCAACUAUAACAAACAAACAAACAAAUAAAUAAAAGAUGCAUUCCUAAACUUUAUACAAUUGGGAUAUUAGCAGAAGUUAAAAUGUGAAAAAAAGCUAUAGUUAAAAUUAAUAUGGAUUUGCAACAAGUUAGUUAAAUAAAUAAAUGAAUAAAUAAACAACCAA